AUGCCAAGUACAUUUGUAAGGAGGCUCGAGAGCGUUCAGUUUGUGAAAGUGGAGUUGCCGUCAUCGAUUGAGGAGGAUCAGCGUGAGCAGGUUGGCCCGGUAGCUGUGCCAUCUGCAGUUGCUCCUGCUAUUCAGCCGAGGAGUCAGCAGCAGCAACCGGAAAAGCGCAGAGGUCCUGGUUUCGGCAAAGGCGGUAAGCUUGCUCAGGGCCAGAAAAGGAGGUGGGAUGAGGAUUCUGGAGGCAGUCAGAGUGAUCGGGGCGUUUAUUUUGGUUGUGGGAGCAGGGAUCAUCGUGUAGCGAGCUGUCCUAAGAGGAUAUAUCUCGGGAGGCUAAGAAUCGAUUCAGCCGAUAGGGGCUACGCUGGUGGUUCAGAUCACGGCGGUGCAGCCGUUGGGUCAGAUCGGACCGGCACCGCGAGUGUACUCUUUGGUAGAGUUUGGCCAGUAUAG
Molecule: messenger RNA, 450 nt
Organism: Microthlaspi erraticum
Lineage: Eukaryota; Viridiplantae; Streptophyta; Magnoliopsida; Brassicales; Brassicaceae
Source: the annotation of a GenBank genome assembly